Messenger RNA from Amoebophrya sp. A25, 3077 nucleotides. Lineage: Eukaryota; Dinophyceae; Syndiniales; Amoebophryaceae. The record is from the annotation of a GenBank genome assembly.
CCUCACUGAUGUUGUAGGAGGGCUAGUAUUGCAGCAGAAGAAUUCUUUCUGUUCUUUUGACUUGUGUUUGUCUCUGAUAGGUUGUAGAGGGUAACAAGUACACUCUUUCUCCAACUUCUGGGAUGGAUAAAGGAGGUGGACGAGAUUGAUACUACAUCAUCAAGUCAAGAACUUCAACAUUUAUUCCAUUCAAUACAACAACCAAGUCCCAAGAACAACAAUCAUUUUAUACAACAACAACGACAUUCACCACCCGACAAGAACAAAACUACAACUACACUUCUCCGAUUGAUUUUCAGAUUCUAGGAAUCACUCUUAAGAAGAUCAAGAACCUGUUUCCAAGAACACAUCAGCAAAGAUGGGGUCACAUCGCAAGAGAAGAAACAACGGAGCAAGCGGCAAAGGCGGGUCGCGACGUAAGAGAGGAGACAAGGGAGCAAGCGGCACAGGCGGGUCGCGACGUAAGAGAGGAGACAAGGGCAGAACAAAUACCACGACCGCAGGCGCAGGGAAGAUGCGAAAAGCUGUUGCUUUUGCAGCUGGGCUUUCUCUUUUAUGAAAAAACAUCUUGUGAAAUUUUAGAAAUUCGAACUUGGAAUCAGAGAUAAUAGUGAUUCUCUCCGUGCGGUACUUACUAGAAUCAGGUGUCCUCCGUACUAUAUGUGUGAUGGAUGCCAAAUGCUCCACUGUUUCAAUGUAGUACUACUACAACUAGUACCACGUACUCAUAAGUAGCUGAUUCUGGUCCCCUUGUCUCUCGGAAUCUUUAGCAAAAAUGAAAAAUCAUGACAGGGACUCACACAUGACACCAGCAGUACAGUUGUAGCUCUCCUUUCGUAUGAAGAUCUUUACAGAGUAAUCGCAACGGCAGUACUCGUCAACAUACUAAACAGUACAACCAUUACUCUUGGCCACAAUUGGGAGAGUACGGCGGAAAAAGCUGUCCUAUUCUAUCCGCUCCGAGAAAGACCCGCAAUGAUGAGAUAGGAGGAUGCUCAACGACCUCUUUCUAAUUCUCGGCGCGCGGGCCCGUCAACAUGUCGCUUCUCGAUCCUCCUUGUUGCAGACCAAGAGAGCCGAGGAGGCGGCACAAGUUUAUGGCUCAUUAGUUACAUUGAUAAAUAUUUGGUAGAUUUUUAUACAAGUACGCUCAUGAUUAGUACAUUGACAUAAUUAAUUGAUAGAUAGAUACUUACAAGUUCAAGUUAGUACGCUCAUUAGUACAUUGAUAGCGAUAAUGAAUAAUUUUUUGGUAGAUACUUGGAACGAGAGUAUAGUUUUCUAGUUAAGUAAAGAAGCAAUAGAAGAUUAUUAUAUCCGCUAUCAUCUAACUCUAAGAACUCCAUCAUUAGUACAAGUACGCUGGUCACCUUGCUCGUCACCGUCUAGUCCAUUCAUCAUCAAUAUUCUUGCUAGAUACAAGCACUUAUAACUUUCUUCAUGGUGCUGGUUCAAGAGUUUUUUUCUGGAAAUUUAGAGCAAUUUGAAUUAGUUUGUUUGUUACUAUGGUCAUCAAUUAUCGGGUGAGACAUAGAGAUGGAGGAGAUCGGGUGAGGACAUUCAACAUUCGAUUGACUUUUUUUUGUUGAGUUACAGAUCAAAUUGAAUAAUCUUCUGUCUUGUCAAUGCCAUCAUCUUUUGAUGUUUUGAGUCUCGUUUUAUCUUAUCGCCCUACCCUAUCCUAUCCCGUCUUAUCCUAUCCUAUCCCAUCCUAUUCUCCUCUCCUAUUUUCCAAUCCUGCCUACUUAUCCUCUUCUGGUCGUGUCCUGUCCAUCAUCGGUAUCCUCUCCUAUCCUCUUCUAACUCGAGGCUUGUGGAAUUUCCUGCAAUGAGUCUCCAGAAAAGCAGAUUAAGGCCAGACAGAAUUCACUAUCUCACGUGGGCUUCUAUCGUGCUGAGUGGAUAAGAAAGGAUAUUUAUAAUUCCUCUUGAUAGAAGUCAUCAAGGGGAAUAUAGGGCUCUAUUUACAGAACUCGGGGGGUCUCCUUAAUAGGACUCAGGCGGAUUCUAAGGGUUCCAUUUCGCACGCGGGGCGGGUCCGCUUAACAGAAGUCAAGGGGGUGCUCAGGGUGACCCUUAGAUGUGAUUUCGAGCGGAUUCUAAGGGGAGAGAAGACAAGUCACUCAGCCCACUCAUUCAAGUCACUCACUGAAACCACAGAUAGUGAGUCAGUAUUGAGCGUUAAGAUGAGCAACUCAAACUCUCCGAUUCGACUGAACAAGAAAAAUCCACGUCUACGUGGUGCGAAGUAUUUCUCGAACGGGCCUGCGGAUUCCUCGGUCGCGGAUUCCUCAGAUGGAGAGGCGUCCCCGAUAGCCUUGGAGCCGGGGGAAAGGAAAACUGCGGCUUCGACGAGAGCGCUUUUCUCGGCUGGAGCUGGUGGACAUGAACGUGAAGAUGGACCACGUCGUUCGCUCGGCGGGAGCAAACAAAAGCAGCAUGGUGUUGGGACCGAAGCGGGCGAUCUUACUUCGCAUCCUACUCAGUCACCGAGCUCAAUAUCUGUUGAUCGAAGUGCGGAAUUCGGUAGUGGGGGCGCUCGCGUUAUGGAACUAUUACCAUGUAUACUUUCAAAGAGAUUCUUGAUUCAGAUUCUUUUCGUAUGCUAGAAUGAAGACGGUUUCCCUUUCAUCUCUAGACAAAGGAUCCCUUCGACUAGUAAUGUUUAGAAGAGCAUUAAAAUUUUGUGUCGUGAUUCACAAACAAACAGUUUAUGGAGGGCGUACGUUCCUGCUGGAUUUUUCACGGAUGUCAACACUAUUUCGAAUUUUUGUUUUUCUAAAAAUCGAUAUAAUCUUCGAGGAAGUACUAGGUUCGCCGGAUCCGACAUCAGAGUGCCUGAGCCUGCACGAGCCAACUCGCAUCUAGAAGGCCUACCUGGGAAAGCCAACUCGGAGCCGGCGUUUUUAGGGAAAGAGGAAAGGUGGAAAAGGCCCAGGAGCUUGACGUCGGAGAAGUCGGCGAAGAGGGGAGGAGCGGUAGAUGCAGGGCGCGAGGCUCCUGAGGGCGAGCACACUGUGGGGGAACCAGCAGAGACACCGCAGGCCGCGGAGGAAGCGGCAGAGACGGCGCAGGAA